AUGACUGAAAGCUUGCCCCCAAUCUACAAUUUCCCACCACUGUAUACAUGCCAGCCCAAUGUGUUGAUCAGAGAACAGCAGCUCACUACAUGGUGCGAUCUACUCCUGGAGUUUUCCAAGAAGAAUAAAGCUUGGUGUGUAAAUCAAGAAGGAAGUAUAGUUCGAGAUCUUGAAACUGGUGAUAAUAGCAUCUUCAAGAACCAAACGAUUCAGAGAACGGCCCCGGCUCCAUUUGUGGAUCAAAUUUGGAGCAGAAUGGUGGAAACGCAAAAAGCCGUCAAACUCGAUAAUGGACAAUACCUAAUGCUCUGGAGAAGCCUUGAACAGUGGAGUUCCGUAUUUUUACAAUGGUUUGAAACAGCAGGGAAGCUAAACCAAGUAGUAACCUUGUAUGAGCUACUAGAGGGUGAUGAAUCGCUCGAGUGGGAAUUUCAUGAGAUGCACCAUAAACUGUGUGAGCUGUGCUUGCAAAAACUGCGCGAUAGAGGCAGAGCUACAUUAUUGAAGGAGCAAAACAGGAUUGUGGGUGUGAAAGUGCUAUGA
Messenger RNA from Lachancea lanzarotensis, 543 nucleotides. RefSeq names its product LALA0S02e10858g1_1 (gene VPS25). Lineage: Eukaryota; Fungi; Ascomycota; Saccharomycetes; Saccharomycetales; Saccharomycetaceae. The coding region runs from base 1 to 543 and encodes 180 amino acids. The transcript has a single exon. The record is from RefSeq and is a predicted model, not a curated record. Gene Ontology annotation, molecular function: structural molecule activity; protein homodimerization activity. Gene Ontology annotation, cellular component: ESCRT II complex. Gene Ontology annotation, biological process: protein transport to vacuole involved in ubiquitin-dependent protein catabolic process via the multivesicular body sorting pathway.